CCAAAGUGUGUCGUCAUAUGCGGGCCAUCGGGAGUUGGAAAAGGCACAUUGAUCAACAUGCUGCUCAAGGACAAGGGUUGCGGUCGACUUGGUUUCAGCGUCUCUCACACUACAAGAAAGCCUCGACCAGCAGGAGAGGUGGACGGGGUCCACUACAACUUCAUCACUCACGAGGUCAUGGAGAAGCUCCUCAAGAAGUCAAAAUUCCUCGAGCAUGCGAGGGUCCACGGGAACAUCUACGGCACCUCGUUCGAGGCCGUGGAGAAAGUGAUCUGCGACGGCAAGAUCUGCAUCCUCGACAUCGACGUCCAGGGGGUGCGGGCCUGCAGGAGGAGCAAGCUUGAAGCAGCCUACGUGUUCAUCGCUCCUCCUAGCAUCGCUGAGCUAGAGAGGAGGUUGACGGGGAGAGGAACAGAGUCGGAGGAGCAGGUAACCAAGAGGCUGCGGAACGCCAUCGGAGAGCUGCAGGACUCACAUCAACCUGGGCUGUUUGACUUCGUCAUAGUCAACGACGACCUUCAAAAGGCCUUUCGACAGGUGCAGACCUCCUCUUCCUCCCUCGAACCCUCUCCCUCUUCUUCCUCUCUCCUCUCCUAG
Messenger RNA from Guillardia theta CCMP2712, 597 nucleotides. RefSeq lists its product as hypothetical. Gene Ontology annotation, molecular function: GMP kinase activity. Gene Ontology annotation, biological process: purine nucleotide metabolic process. Gene Ontology annotation, cellular component: cytosol. Lineage: Eukaryota; Cryptophyceae; Pyrenomonadales; Geminigeraceae. The annotation marks the transcript as partial. The transcript is spliced from 7 exons. The record is from RefSeq and is a predicted model, not a curated record.